This is a messenger RNA of Perkinsus marinus ATCC 50983, 523 nucleotides long. RefSeq names its product merozoite surface antigen 2, putative. The record is from RefSeq and is a predicted model, not a curated record. The annotation marks the transcript as partial. The transcript has a single exon. NCBI's taxonomy places the organism in Eukaryota, Perkinsozoa, Perkinsida, Perkinsidae.
GUCCCUACCACGUCGACUACUGAGGUCCCUACCACAUCGACUACUGAGGUCCCUACCACAUCGACUACUGAGGUCCCUACCACUACGACUACUGAGGUCCCUACCACUACGACUACUGAGGUCCCUACCACUACGACUACUGAGGUCCCUACCACUACGACUACUGAGGUCCCUACCACUACGACUACUGAGGUCCCUACCACUACGACUACUGAGGUCCCUACCACAUCGACUACUGAGGUCCCUACCACGUCGACAACUGAGGCCCCUACCACUACGACUACUGAGGUCCCUACCACUACGACUACUGAGGUCCCUACCACAUCGACUACUGAGGUCCCUACCACAUCGACUACUGAGGCCCCUACCACAUCGACUACUGAGGUCCCUACCACGUCGACAACUGAGGCCCCUACCACUACGACUACUGAGGUCCCUACCACGUCGACAACUGAGGCCCCUACCACGACCACAUUGCCGCCUUCAAAUGAUUGUCAAGAGGCGGAUAGGAGAUGCUCAGAAA